Molecule: messenger RNA, 3208 nt
Organism: Phyllostomus discolor (pale spear-nosed bat)
Lineage: Eukaryota; Metazoa; Chordata; Mammalia; Chiroptera; Phyllostomidae
Gene: HOXD3
Product: homeobox D3
Exons: 4
Coding region: 649-1947 (432 amino acids)
Biological process (GO): regulation of transcription by RNA polymerase II
Cellular component (GO): nucleus
Molecular function (GO): DNA-binding transcription factor activity, RNA polymerase II-specific; RNA polymerase II cis-regulatory region sequence-specific DNA binding
Source: RefSeq, a predicted model, not a curated record
UGCUAUUAGAAGGGUGGGCUUGACCUGGAGGAUUUAAAGCUUGGUUGGAGCAGGAGGAGAGGGACUAGUUUUUCUGUGCCUCUGACACACUCGGCCUACCCCCUGGCUAAGGGUGUGAUCCUUCCCUCAGGUACAAGUCCCCUUCUUCCCACCGGUCAAGGAUUUUGGUGUUAAAGGAUUCUUGUUCCCCAGGAGCCACGGGUCUCUUUUUGCCUGAGAGAAGGCACCCUGAAUGGCCGCAGUCACAUUUUACAAUAUUCACAUUGAUUAUGACACCCUUAAAGAGGGUAAAGCCUCUCCACAUGUGUUUGUAAGUACCGGCUGCCACUUAGAGUUUUCCGUUUUGUUCCAGAUCCGCCUGAACAGAGUAUCAAAAGGAACCCGAAGAGCCUACAAAAAGAGUUAGAGGCAAAAAUUUGAAAAAACACAUAUACAUGCUCAUACACACAUUUGUGUGGAUUUCUCACAGUGCUGACCUACAGAGUUAACUGGGCUGAUUCUCACCCUGUCACCAGAAAGUGGACUAUCUGGGUCUUCAUGAAGGAUGCCGAGAUUCUGAAACCAGGUCUACUGGAGCCUGGGGCUGCCCCAGCUCUCUCAGGAUUUGGCAGACAUUGGAGGUGGCAGUGAAGGAGACAGUGGUGGUCAAUGUUAUUUGAGCAGGGUCAGCAGGCCCUGGAGCUUCCUGAGUGCACGAUGCAGAAGGCUGCUUACUAUGAAAACCCAGGACUUUUUGGAGGCUAUGGCUACAGCAAAGCCACUGACACUUAUGGCUACAGUGCUCCUCACCAGCCUUAUCCACCCCCUGCUGCUGCCAACUCCCUGGACACUGAUUACCCAGGUUCUGCCUGCUCUAUCCAGAGCUCUGCACCUCUGCGAGCACCAUCCCACAAAGGGGCUGAACUCAAUGGCAGCUGCAUGAGGCCUGGCACUGGCAACAGCCAAGGUGGGGGUGGUGGCAGUCAGCCUCCUGGUCUGAACUCAGAGCAGCAGCCACCACAGCCCCCUCCUCCACCACCAACCCUGCCCCCAUCCUCACCCACCAAUCCCGGAGGUGGAGUGCCUGCCAAGAAGGCCAAGGGUGGUCCCAAUGCUUCUGGCUCUUCAGCCACCAUCAGCAAGCAGAUCUUCCCCUGGAUGAAAGAGUCCCGGCAGAACUCCAAGCAGAAGAACAGCUGUGCCACUGCAGGAGAGAGCUGCGAGGACAAGAGCCCGCCGGGCCCAGCGUCCAAGCGGGUGCGCACGGCGUACACGAGUGCACAGCUGGUGGAGUUGGAAAAGGAAUUCCACUUCAACCGCUACUUGUGCCGGCCACGCCGCGUGGAGAUGGCCAACCUGCUGAACCUCACCGAGCGCCAGAUCAAGAUCUGGUUCCAGAACCGGCGCAUGAAGUACAAGAAGGACCAGAAGGCCAAGGGCAUCCUGCACUCUCCAGCCGGUCAGUCGCCGGAGCGCAGCCCGCCGCUCGGCGGCUCUGCCGGCCACGUGGCCUACUCCGGUCAGCUGCCGCCGGUGCCGGGCCUAGCCUACGAUGCGCCCUCGCCUCCCGCGUUCGCGAAAUCUCAGCCCAACAUGUACGGCCUGACCGCCUACACGGCGCCGCUCAGCAGCUGCCUGCCACAGCAGAAGCGUUACGCGGCACCCGAGUUCGAGCCCCACCCCAUGGCGAGCAACGGCGGCGGCUUCGCCAGCGCCAACCUGCAGGGCAGCCCGGUGUACGUGGGUGGUAACUUCGUCGACUCCAUGGCGCCCGCGUCCGGGCCGGUCUUCAACCUGGGCCACCUCUCGCACCCGUCUUCGGCCAGCGUGGACUACAGUUGCGCCGCGCAGAUUCCCGGCAACCACCACCAUGGACCGUGCGACCCUCAUCCCACUUACACAGAUCUCUCGGCCCACCACUCGUCUCAGGGACGCCUGCCCGAGGCCCCCAAACUGACGCAUCUGUAGCGGCCGCCAACGGCCCGAAGUAGUGGCCCAAUUACCUCUUUUGCUUUGGUGGCGGGGGUGGCGGGCGGGGCCCGCAGGGCAGCGGGUGACUCCUCCCUCACCCUAGCAAGGGUCGCAGCCUCCCUGGUUUCGGGCCAACAGCGGCCGAGGCACGGGAGACUGGGCCUCCCCUCCUGGCGCGUCCUCCUUUGGGUGACUUGCCAUAAAUCAGCCGCAAGGAUUGUCCUCUGUAAGCCCGACAGUGCCAUGUACAGCGGACCGAGGGACUCUAAUCUGGUAAUGGUGUCCCGAAGGUAAGUCUGAGAGCCAUCGGCAGCGGGCUCUGCAGGGGGACCGGAGCCUGGAGAGCUCCGGGCCUGGCCUGGGUCUAGCCUAGUUGCGGACACCUUAAUUUAUAUGCUCCUUCCCGUCCCGUAAGGAUUGCAUCGGACUCAACAAUCUGUAUUUAUUAUUUGAAGCGAGUCAUUUCGUUUCUCUGAUUAUUUAUCCUCGUCUUAAUGUAUUUAUGUGUAUAUUUGUAGAAUUCUCCAGCCAGCUUCGGAACGCGCUCCCAGGCCCUGGGGUCCACAUUUCACCUCUUUAGUCCCCCUUGGUCUGAAUUAGUUAAGAGAGUAGUUUUUGAACAGUUGUAACCGUGGCUGGUGUUUGUAGUUGAUGUAAAGGAUCAAGACCGCAAAAUGUCCUUCAUGGGUAGACACACCCGUUACUCAUUUCUCAACAGCCGCAGCCCUCCAACUCGACACAGUUUAUUGAUUUCAAAUUGUCUGGUACUAUUUGAACAAAUAUUUAGAAUAAAAAAAUUCUCAGUCGGAAGAGUAUCUGUGUUAAUCACACACACCUGCAAAUAGAUCACUGCCUUUAUCUUUCCCACAAUCCCUGUGGAAGGCCCCCAAAUAGGCUGACACACUGAAAUCAUUUUUUUCAUGCAUUUCGAAUCUAGUACAUACAUUGGUUCUAGGGAUACUUGAUUACAUCCAAGCUAUUGACAUUAAGGGGAAAAAAUCUGAGGAUGCAAACCUAGAAAUGUUGGAGGGAAUGAUUUGGGUAGGGCUUUGUACUGAGCCUGCCUUGCUGUUUCUACCCCCGCCCCCUUUCUAGAUACAAAUCCACAGUUUUACAUUGCGUUCGCACUGGGGAGGCCCGAGCUCACUUUUCUGUGUUAAGUAAUAAAAAUCUUUAAAAAACUGACAAUCAAAAAAAAAAUCGAGACAGAAGCAAAGUUGUAAGAAUUGAACUAUGAAAAAGCUAAGGUGCAAAAAAA